AUGAUGAACUUCCAACCCAAUGCCAGUCAAACUGAAAAGAUCCCCAAGUCUGUACUUAGCAUCAUCUUGCAGAUUGUCAAGCUCAAUGAGAACAACUGGGCCAUUUGGGAACCCAUGUUCAUGGAUUGCAUUUGCCCAAUCAAAAAUGCCAAGUGUACCCUCACUGGAGAAAUCCUGGUUGGCCAUGAUGACUAUGACAAAGAACUAGACAAGCAUGAUGAGGAGGAACAGCUAGGUUCCUCACUGUAUAAGAAGCUCAGAGCUGCCCUCACAAUUAAUGAUGAAGUAAAACUCUCUGCCAUUCAUGAUCACAUCCAUGAAAUCAAGCUACUCAACCACAAUGUCAUCAACCUGGGUAAGGAACUUGACAAGAUCUGGAAUGAUGCUGCCAGGCUUGGUAAUCAUAUGGAUGAAAAGCUCAAGAAAUCAACCCUCUACUGCUGCAUCAAGGAUGACUGGCUAUACACCCAAACUGUAGACUCCCUCAAGGCCACUCAACCUGGUUGCAACUAUGAAUAUGCAUAUCAUGCACUAGCCAAGAAGUGCCAAGAAGCCGAGCUCUCAGCUACACAUCACAUGGUACAUGAUGAGGAUAAGCUCAUUGCUCCAACACUGAAGCAAGGAUCCAUAGAUACUGCUGGGCAUGAAUGGUUGCAAGUGCAGGCAAUAGGCAAUGCAACCUUGCAAGUAGGAGACAUUAAGAUACCACUCACUGAUGUACUUCACAUUCCCAACCUUAGCAAGAACCUAUUGUCCAUCCCAGUGCUGACUGAAAAUGGUGCAUGUGUGAUAUUUGAGGAGUCUGGAGCCACUAUCCUCCAGCAUGAUGGAAGCAUGGUCAAGAGCAAGACCAACCAACACAAGAAGAGAUGGGAAAUCUAUGGCAAUUCCCUAGCAGCACAACUCAACAACCCCCUCGAGGGCCUUGACAACAACAUCAUGCCAGCAGAGCCCACAAGCUCUACCACCAGCAAGCUAUGGCACAAAUGA
Messenger RNA from Ustilago hordei, 990 nucleotides. RefSeq lists its product as uncharacterized. The record is from RefSeq and is a predicted model, not a curated record. The coding region runs from base 1 to 990 and encodes 329 amino acids. Lineage: Eukaryota; Fungi; Basidiomycota; Ustilaginomycetes; Ustilaginales; Ustilaginaceae. The transcript is spliced from 3 exons.